AUGUCUUACUAUGACAUUGAUUCCAUUCUAACAGAUGCGCAGAAAUUGCCGUGCACGUUUGAGCUCGAAGUGCCAGGGCUUGGCAUUCUAGAGGGCAAUGCAGGCGAGAACAUCAAAGCCGGCACGCGAAUCGACCUGCCGUUAUGGCUGGGUGAAAUGCUCUCUAUCGGAGCGCGGCUGGGGACAUCUCGUCUGGUUACACUAGAUCUUCCUGCCGCAUUAUCAGAACGCGUCAUGAACGCAUUGAAGGCUGAUCCUCGGACCAUCGACUUGCGCGCGCUGGCGCCCCACUUCUACAGCCUGAGCGAGCGGGUACUGGAACUCUUCGAGGAGGAAGAGAUGGUGGACGUUCUGAGUAACACUUUCAAGAAGCGUGCAGCUGAGAUCGCUGAUCAUGCGCAUAACCCGCGAGGGGCUCUCGGCGAGGGCGUCGAGUUCUUGCGAGGUCUAGACGAGACUGAGCGACAGUUGUUCCGAGUGGCUCAUGAUAGUGCCAAGGAGACCCGGUUCUGGGCCGGGGAAGCGAAGAAGCGAUAG
This is a messenger RNA of Aspergillus melleus, 537 nucleotides long. RefSeq names its product DNA replication protein PSF3 (gene psf3). Gene Ontology annotation, cellular component: GINS complex. Bases 1 to 537 code for a protein of 178 amino acids. The record is from RefSeq and is a predicted model, not a curated record. The transcript is spliced from 6 exons. Lineage: Eukaryota; Fungi; Ascomycota; Eurotiomycetes; Eurotiales; Aspergillaceae. Gene Ontology annotation, biological process: mitotic DNA replication initiation.